AUGGCAAGUCGGGCCCUCAUCUCGAGACUUCCGUCCACCCGACCUACCAUAUAUUCGACAUGUCUUAGCGGACAACGGUCCCUCCAAGUUCGAUUCAUUGCGACAACAUACCUCAACAAGGUCGCAGAAGGUGAAGCAAGAUGGAAAGAGAGGGCUGAAAAGAUUGAGAAGGGAGAGAUUCCACAUACAUGGGAUAUUCUUCAAGAACGAGGAUAUAUCAAGGAUGUGGCAGGCACACCUGAGAAAAUAAAGGAAAUAAUGCGUGUGAGGCGGAUAGGUUCCUACGUCGGUAUUGACCCUACCGCUGACUCAAUGCACGUCGGUCACUUGCUACCAAUGAUGCCCAUGUUCUGGAUGUGGUUCCAUGGCCAUCCCGCUGUCACCUUGAUCGGUGGCUCGACUGCCCGCAUCGGCGAUCCUACUGACCGACUUGAAAGCCGACAGAUUCUUUCCAAUGCCGACAUCUCGAAGAAUAUCACCAAGAUACAUGUCCAAUUGACUAGGAUAUGGAGUAACGUACACAAACUGAAGGAAAAGUAUGGCUAUCCUAAUGAUUGGGCUGCCACUCAUCGAUUAUUGAACAACAAUAUGUGGCUGGGAAAUCUCACUCUCUAUGACUUUGCAAAGAGGAUAGCCAGACAUACGAGGAUUGGACCGAUGCUGGCUAGAGAUACUGUGAAGCGCAAGAUGACUGAAGGCGAUGGAAUGUCACUGGGUGAAUUUAUGUAUCCUCUCCUUCAAGGAUGGGACUUUUGGCACAUGUACAACAAACUCGGCAUUCAGAUGCAGAUUGGAGGCUCCGACCAGUAUGGAAAUAUCACCGCUGGUAUUGAUGCCCUCAAGACCAUUCGCGAAACCGAGGAGGCUCCCCACCUGAAGAUGCCGUCGACAUGGGACCAUGAGCCAGUCGGUUUCACUGUUCCUUUAUUGACUGAUGCUUCUGGUGCCAAGUUUGGCAAGAGUGCAGGAAAUGCUGUCUGGCUCGAUGAGUUCAAGACAACGCCAUUCGAUCUGUACGGAUACUUUGUCCGACGCUCAGACGACGAGGUGGAGAGGCUUCUCAAGCUGUUUACCUUCAUGCCUUUGGAGACAAUCUCCAAGAUCAUGGAGGAGCACCGAGCCAAUCCCCAGGAGCGAAAGGCGCAGCACGCCCUGGCUUUCGAUUUUGUUUCACUUAUCCACGGUCCAGAAAAGGCUGUCAAGGAGGCACAGCAGCACCAAUAUCGCUUCGGCAAACUAAGUGGUAUUGGUAAAGAACCUACGCCUGAAUCAGGUAUCAUCACUCCCAACAACGCACCGAGAAGCGAUAUCAAGCUGCCCCGCUCUAUUAUGAAUCUUUCACCAGCCAAAAUUCUUCAUGCAUGUGGUCUGGCUUCAAGUAGCAGCGAGGGUCAGCGCCUCCUUUCGCAGCAAGGUGCUUACAUCGCUGCCCAGCCUGGCCAGAAGAAAGGACUCGUCCCCGGAAACCUGUCCUGGACGCCUAUGAAGGCUUGGUUCCCCGAAGAGACAUCCAAGUUCCUCAUCGAUGACCGCAUGCUCAUCAUGCGAAAGGGCAAGCACAACGUGCGCAUUGUCGAACUGAUCGAUGAUGCGGAAUUCAAAAAGAGCGGCGAGUUUUACGCUGGCCAACCCGGCACGGGUCUUCUACGCAGGAUGAAGGAAGAGCUUAAGAAAGAAAUGGAGGCGGCCGGCGCGAACUUGUCGGAUAUGGAGAUUACCAGAAUGGCGGAGAGGAAAAAGGCCAGGCUUCGGAUUGUCAACAACCCCGACAUUGAACUGCCCGAUAAGCGUGAAAUACGCGAUCGAUACAGGGCCAGAGGAUCAGAUAGAUGA
Molecule: messenger RNA, 1833 nt
Organism: Fusarium venenatum
Lineage: Eukaryota; Fungi; Ascomycota; Sordariomycetes; Hypocreales; Nectriaceae
Biological process (GO): tyrosyl-tRNA aminoacylation
Cellular component (GO): cytosol; mitochondrion
Molecular function (GO): ATP binding; RNA binding; tyrosine-tRNA ligase activity
Source: RefSeq, a predicted model, not a curated record